Messenger RNA from Adineta steineri, 885 nucleotides. NCBI's taxonomy places the organism in Eukaryota, Metazoa, Rotifera, Eurotatoria, Adinetida, Adinetidae. The record is from the annotation of a GenBank genome assembly.
AUGAAAACUAUGCUCAAAGAAUCUCAACGAUCAAAUUCAACAAGUCUAAGCAUCGUAGCUAAUCAAUCAAAUUAUAUAUCUCAAUGGUGGAAUCAACGAUUUGCUCAUCAAAAACGUCUCGAAAUAUCUCUUGAACAUGUUCUUUUUCAUCUAGUUAUUACCUUACUAGUCAUUAUUCAAUGUACGACUAUUAUAAUUGAAAUUCUCUUUUAUAAUAUUAAACAUCAAUAUGAAUGUAAUGUACCACCAUAUUCUUCCAAUGAUUAUAUAUAUAAAAAGACUUAUCAUCUUCAAUAUGGUCUUGAAAUAUGUCAUUAUACAUCCUUAUGUAUUUUAUCAUUCUUUAUAUUUGAAUUAAUUUUAAAAAUCUAUGCACUUGGUUUUCAUUAUUGGAGUUCGAAAGAAAAUCAUAUAUUAGAUUAUUUCGAUGCGUUUCUCAUUAUUUUUUCAUUUGCAGUAGAAAUUUAUUUUUGUAUUGUUGAUAAAGAAUCAAUUAUUGUACAUUCAACUAUUCUUAUUAUCGUACUUCGUCUAUGGCAUUUAUUAAGAAUUACUAAUGUUAUUAUUCGUUAUUUUCAAAAAGGUCAAGAAUUUAAAACAAUUCGUCAACGACGUCAUUCGGAAAGAUAUGCUGAAGCUAUUUUAUUAAUUCCAUCAAGUAUUCAAAUAAUCCUUGAUUUAAUGCAAGAAAAAACUGAAUAUUUACGAUAUGAUAUUUGUAUUGAACAAUCUUUAAUUACUCGUUUUGAAAAUAUUGAUAGAAAAUGUCAAGAUGCUUUCGAUAAUUAUUAUGGUAAUGAAAUGAAACUCGUAUCGGAAAUACAAAAACUUCAUCUUAUUCCUAGAAGAAGAAAAUAUAAAAAAAAUCAUUCAGUUGCUGUUUAA